Molecule: messenger RNA, 2726 nt
Organism: Paramacrobiotus metropolitanus
Lineage: Eukaryota; Metazoa; Tardigrada; Eutardigrada; Parachela; Macrobiotidae
Product: zinc finger protein 667-like
Biological process (GO): regulation of transcription by RNA polymerase II
Molecular function (GO): RNA polymerase II cis-regulatory region sequence-specific DNA binding; DNA-binding transcription factor activity
Source: RefSeq, a predicted model, not a curated record
GGAAAGUCCGCUUCGCGGCCGUCAAGGUCAUUCUUCCCGGUGAAGAACUCACACUGGCGCUGUGUAAGCAGGAUAUCGAUCGGAAGGAAAUCAUCACGACCAUGUGAACUAUGUCGCAGUGUCUGUGGAUUGCGCGAUUAGCGGUACUGGGAUAGCCGAAGAUGCUUCAGCAAUCAAGUGCGAGGAUGAUGAAUAUGGAGAUGAUAAUACGCCAGCAAUGUCGGCGGACGUUCCACUCAACCUCGUUGCUGGUUGUUUCCCAUUUGACGGCUAUCAGCUGACUUUGGCACAAGAUGAGGCAGGUGUGCUACCUCAGUCCCCAGCACUGCCAGCGCAUUCAGAUGCACAACCGCCUGCGUUACGCAUUGUUCAGCGCGAAGGCUCUCCCGAGUAUCCGUUUCUUUCCGGCUUCGGCUCAACUGCAUCUGAUGCGUUGUCGGAGGAAGCUCUCUGUCCGGGGAAACGGUUCAAACGGAGCAGUGCAGAGAAAGAAUCAGUCUUUUUUAUGUCGGAGGAGAGGCCCUUCGCGCAUGUUUAUUCCCUUCGUGGGCGAAAUGUAGUACGCACUGGUUUAUCCUGUAAUGAUGCGGAUUUGUCCGACAGCAGCGAUGAAAAUUUCUGUUUAUCGGGGAACAGCGAUUCUUCAACUACCGAUGCCGAAUCUUGUAGCGAAAUGGAAGAGGAUCUGGAAUAUUCAACAACAAAAAAACGAGGCAGAAAACGUCGCGCGAUUGAUGCGAGAGGUACGAGAUCUCCACCCAAAAUUGGAGCUAUGAUUCGAGAAGACGCCGCUGAUACAGGGUUACUGACUAAUGUUUACAGGGCGAAAGAGCCGAAUGAACUACCUCCAGCCAGGAGCAACAAACGCGGGCAAAGGCAUGAAGAACAAAUGCGACGAUUGAAUGCGGUUGCCAAGGUUAAUCCCUUCCAGUUUUCCUCGCGAAAGGAACGUCGCGCUGCAUGGACAGCAGCGUGGCAGGCGUACCAGGAUGAUGCGGAAGUUGACCAUCGGCAGCGGAAAUCGCAGAAAGUCACGUUCACAUGGAAAUAUUUACGGAGAUAUAUCAAAAUGCAUUUGGAUGAUUUUCCCCAAACGCUGGAUCGCUACAACGAAGAUACCGCCAGGGAAAGCAGACGACAGUAUAUCCAAGUUAUGCGAGUGAUAGCAGAGCAGGCUGGAAAGGAUUAUGCCAAUAAUGCGCAUCCCUUGACCAUUGACAAGAAUGUCGACGCAGUUGGGGUGGAUAUGUUCAGUGUCGUAGUUGACACUCAGAAUACACCAUCCACACGGCGGUCUGUUAAAAAUCACUCCAACAGCCGCUACGUAAGCUAUGUAUACCGUUUCGUAUGCUGGGAGUGCUCGUUGCAUUUCAAGGAUGAAAACCUGCUGAAUCUCCAUAAUUUGCAACACAGCGGUGCGCCCAACGAAAGCACGAUCUCACUGGAUUGUCCCGCUUGUCGACGAUCGUUCCAGAAGCUGCCGAAUUUAUUGCAUCAUGUCAUGGAUCACGGCGUGAAAGCCUCGCAGAUUGUCCAUUUUAUCCCGACAGCUGACCCCACCAUCAUGAGCUUUGCUUCCGGUACGGCGGCUCCCAUGGAUGUGCUGGCGCAGAGUCAUGACGCGCAUGAGACGUGCUUCAUGUACACUUGCGGAUUGGCUCAGUGCGGACUUCGAUUUUGCACGGAGACGAUGGCGGAUUUGCACCAACUUAGUCACCGCGUGCCGGAUAAUUACCAAGGCGAAGAUGUUUGUGCGGGAUGCAACUAUGUGGCUGCCCAUGCGGAGGAUUUGCUGAAGCACGUCGCUCGGCAUGGAGCGAAAGCCAGCGAUCGAAAACUGUGUCGUUUGUGUGGAGAGUUUGUGGAGAAUAUGGUGGUGCAUGUCCAGACUAAUCACAAGGAAGAAUAUCUCAAGUACGAAGCGGGUUUAACUCUCCCCUGCGACCAUUGCGACAAACUAUUUCGAACAUCUAUCCAUCUCGCCACGCAUAAAGUGUGGGCACACAAAGGUGAACAAGGGCGACUAAGAUGUCUGGUUUGUGCAAAACCGUUCCCGACGAACCAUCAGCUGCAUGCACAUGUAGAAAAGGAGCACACAACGGGUUUAACGUGUGUGGUGUGCCAAAAAAGCUAUUCAAGAUACGACCGCUUAUAUGAGCACGCGAAAACGCACAAGGAGGUCCAUAUUUGUCCCACUUGUGGCUCGGUGUUCCGCUCUAAAAGGAGCUUAGUGCAGCAUGAGCCCAUUCACCGCUCGGACUAUUCAAAUGCCAUUUGUGACAAGGCCUUCAAGAGAUCCUGCAACUUGUCGCAGCAUAAAAUGAUCGUGCACACGGAUAAAAUGCGCAAGAAGCGUCAAGCAAAACGGGAGGAAAUGCGGCGGAAGGGAGUGGUCAGCGAGUACAAGUGUCCACGACGGAGGAUGCGCUACGACGAGUUUCCGUAUAAAUGCGAAGAAUGCCGGCUCGGCUGGAUGCUGCUGGGUAAUUUGCAGCAACAUCAACGGAAGAAGCAUUCCGAUCCUACCGAAAAUGUUCAAACUGGCCCUAGUCAUUCGGUGUCUGCUCCCAACGGAAACGCUUAAACGAAGUCUGAUCGAUCUGUUUAAUUUUUUACGAUAAUUCGCAAUAAGAAAUUUGUAGAAACUGCAGGACUUGUGCAAAUUUUUACGUUGUUGAGAAUAUUCUAUAAUUAUACAAGCCUGUUAUACAGACUGCUUUAUUAUA